AUGUUUAAGGACGGGUUUGUGGAUCAAUACAUCAAAGAGACAAAUCUCACCACUACUAAUUAUGGAUCCACUUACGAUUACGGUAGCAUUAUGCACUAUGGAGCAUCCAGUGCUUCUUGGAACAAAUUGCCUACUAUGGUAGCCAACGACACCAAUUAUCAAGAAUCAAUGGGCUCCUAUAUCCUCUCCUUCAUUGACAAAUCGAUGAUCAACGACCAUUACAACUGCAAAGCACUGUGUACGAACGAAACCUCAGCUCAAUGUGAGAAUGGUGGGUUCCCUCACCCACGGAACUGUUCGGAAUGCAUCUGCCCCAGUGGUUAUGGCGGAGCCAUUUGCGAUCGGAGGCCAGAUGGAUGUGGAGAAGUGUUGGCAGCGAAUGUUACCACACGAAUCCUCAAAGAUGAACUCGGCUUCAACUCGACCGGCGUCAGAGAAAACUUUACGUUCUGCAAUUACUGGAUCGAAGUAUGUGAUGUUACUCACCCGUUAUGUUCGUUUGGAGAAAUCCAAGCUCUCACAGGCUGCUGA
This is a messenger RNA of Cooperia oncophora, 531 nucleotides long. Lineage: Eukaryota; Metazoa; Nematoda; Chromadorea; Rhabditida; Trichostrongylidae. The record is from the annotation of a GenBank genome assembly.